Molecule: messenger RNA, 1509 nt
Organism: Colletotrichum graminicola M1.001
Lineage: Eukaryota; Fungi; Ascomycota; Sordariomycetes; Glomerellales; Glomerellaceae
Exons: 2
Coding region: 1-1509 (502 amino acids)
Biological process (GO): regulation of mRNA stability
Cellular component (GO): nucleus; cytoplasm
Molecular function (GO): poly(A) binding
Source: RefSeq, a predicted model, not a curated record
AUGACGGUUCAGGUCGUUCUCAAUACCCCGCUCGCGGAUGCCUUGAGCGCCGCCAUUCAGCCAAAACUCGUCGAGGCCGGCUGGGCAUCAGGCUCUGACGACGACGCUGCGCUCGUUGAAUACAUCAUUCUCAUGCUCGUCAAUGGUCGCACGCAGGAGCAGAUCGCCACCGAGCUCGCAGCUGACCUCCUCGGCCUCGGUCCGGAAGACCCUGGCGCCGUCGACUUCGCGGCAUGGUUGUUUCAACAAGCGGAACAUAUCAAUGCGCAACUGAACGGCUCCCAGCCGGCAGGCAGUGAUGCAAUGUCUGGCAUGUCCCAAGGGAACGGCGACUUCGACACUGAUAUGGGCGCGAACGAUGGAAAUGAGUUAAACGCACCGACGGGCCCGCGUUCCAUGCGAAACGGCCCCAACCCGAGAGGAGGCGCCCGCGAGAAGCGCAUGCUCGGCUACAUGUCCAAGGCUAUGGACAGAUCAGGCGACUCAGUUCUCCACCGUGUUCGUGGCAACGACAGAAUCAACUCGCACGCCCGCGGACCCCCCACAGGCCCCAGAGGCGGCAUGGGACGUGGCGGACGAUCGAUGAACAACCGUGGUGUCAACAUUCAAGCUGGUCUGAAUGCGAUGGCAGGCAUGAACGGUCAGCAUGGAGGACCGCCUGGGAUGAACCCCAUGGCUGCCGCGUGGGGGAUGCCGCCGCAAGGACAACCUUCGCAGAUGGACCUCAUGGCGAUGAUGGAGCAACAAGCACAAAUGAUGUCUCAGCUCCAACAACAGCUUAUGAACCAGUCUGGUGGACGAGGCGGACGCCGCGGAGGCAAGUCACUAUUUGACCGGACUCAGAACUCUCGCGGCGGUUUCGGAAACCGUCAUCACCAGUCCAGAGACAAACAAGACACGGCAAUGGGAGAAGGCGGUGAAGGAGACGAUAUUGAUAUGUCGCAACCGAAGCGCGAAGCUCCCAACCCGGACGAAACCGUCUGCAAGUACAACCUGCACUGCACCAACCGGGAUUGUAAGUUUGCGCAUCAAUCUCCUGCAGCACCACCCGGCACCACCGUCGACAUUAACGAUGUUUGCACCUUUGGUGCUGCAUGCAAAAACCGCAAGUGUGUCGGUCGUCACCCAUCCCCGGCGGCGAGACUUGCCCAUCAGAACGAGCAAGACUGCAAGUUCUUUCCCAACUGCACGAACCCGAGGUGCCCCUUCAAGCAUCCCGAAAUGCCAUUAUGUCGCAACGGCGCUGGGUGCACGACUGCGGGCUGCAAGUUUACACACGUCAAGGUCAAAUGCAGAUUCAACCCUUGCAAGAACCCUCACUGCAUGUACACCCACGAGGAAGGUCAACAGGGCGUUUUUAAGGACAAGGUUUGGACUGCCGAGGGGAACAACGAUCACGUUAGUGAGCGUCAAUUCGUAGAUUCGAACGCUCAGGCAGAAGUGAUUCUCCCAGAGUCGGGGGGUGCUGUCAGCCAGGAGCAGACCAGUGCUCAGGAAGUUAUCAGCUAG